AUAAGAAAAAAAUGUUUUUACGAUUUAAUUCCGUCUACUGUACUUUAAUGAAAGAGAAAUUAUACUACAGUUUGUGUGCAAGUGUUUUUAUGUGUGAAUGGUAGUAGUGUUGUAAAAAAUAGAUUAUUCUCCUUAUUUAUUAUUAAAUCGGUCAAAGUCAAUUAGGUCUUAUCUUCCACAUAUUUUACUUUUACGUAAAUUUCUAUUAAAAAAUAAGUUAAAUAAAAAUCAUUAUGCAGAGUUUAAAAGUAUUGGGAGUCUGUAAGGCGGCCCUUAAAUUUCAACGUGGAAUCGCUUCUAUUAGUUCUCUACCAGAAACACAUCAAAUUCUUCAAAAAACAUGCAGGAGUUUCGCGGAGGAAGAAUUGAAGCCAAUCGCGGCGAAAAUCGACAAAGAGCACAAAUUUCCAGCGGAGCAAAUAAAUCAAAUGAUAGAUCUCGGCUUUAUAGGAGUGAGUCAACCUGAAUCACUCGGUGGAAGUGGAUUGGAUUAUUUGGCUUAUGCAAUUGUUAUGGAGGAAAUAGCGAGAGGCUGUGCGAGUACAGCAGUUAUAAUGAGUGUAAUGAAUACACUUUUUAUGGGACCAAUAGAAAAAUUUGGUACCAAAGAGCAAAAGGAAAAGUAUAUUGCCGGAUUUUUGAAAGAGAAAAAACUCGGUUGCUUUGCAUUGAGUGAACCGGGUAAUGGUUCGGAUGCUGGUGCAGCGUCAACUGUGGCGAAAUUAGAGGGAAAAAAUUAUAUUAUCAAUGGAACAAAGGCAUGGAUUACGAAUGGUUAUGAGGCGAAUGGUGUUGUUCUAUUUGCAACGACUGAUAAAACAAUGAAACACAAAGGUAUCAGUGCAUUUAUUGCCGAUAAGCCGACGAAGGGUUUGUCUCUAGGUAAAAAAGAAGAUAAACUGGGAAUUCGUGGAAGUAGUACGUGUUCGUUGAUUUUUGAAGAUUGUCCCGUUCCGGUUGAGAAUAUGCUCGGUGAACCUGGUAUGGGAUUCAAAAUUGCGAUGAUGACUUUAGACGCGGGAAGAAUUGGAAUUGCCGGCCAGGCAUUGGGAGUAGCUCAAGCUUCUUUGGACUGUGCAAUGGAAUAUGCAUCAAAGCGAAUGGCCUUUGGAAAACCAAUUAUGAAACUUCAAGUGAUUCAACAGAAAUUGGCGGACAUGGCUUUGAAACUUGAGAGUGCGAGACUUCUUACAUGGAGAGCGGCCUAUCUGAAAGACAAUAAUCAAUCAUUCACCAAGGAAGCGGCAAUGGCUAAACUCGCAGCCUCCGAGGCAGCAACAUUCUGCUCACAUCAAUGCAUUCAAGUUCUUGGAGGAAUGGGCUACGUGAGUGAUAUGCCCGCUGAACGUCACUAUCGAGAUGCGAGAAUAACAGAAAUCUAUGAAGGAACUUCUGAAAUACAGAGACUUGUUAUCGCUGCAAACCUAAUGAAAGAAUACAAUUUAAGUUAAUUUUUUUAAAUAUAAAUCAAAGAUAAAGAUAAUUUUAAUUCGUAAGAUCGGAAUAUUUUAAAAAUCUACUGAAAAGAAUAUUUUUCUACAUUUAAAUCGGACUAUUUUUUAUAUAUAUAAAGAGACAAAGAAAUAAAUUUUAUAUGUUAUUAUCUUAGAGUUUUAUUAGCUUCAUCACCUCGAAAAUCUUAAUAUAUAUGUAUAUCUAUUAUCAUAUAUAUACAUAUACAAUUUUUUUUUACACAUAUAUAUAUUUACAUAUAUAUAUAUACGUGAAUAUUGUGGGAAAUUCACUAUUCAGCCCUUUGGCAGCGCUACAGGAUAGCGACAUCAUUUUUUAGCCAUCCUGUUCAAUAUGAGGAACAACUAAUCGUAAUUUCUAUUUUUUUUCCAUAAUUUUAAAACAUAGUUUCAUAGUUUGUUAUACAAUGAAAUUCAUUUGGCUAGUUUUUUUUUUAAAUCUAAAAAUUGUAGUUUAGGAAACUUUAAGAAUUUUGAACUAUAUAAAGCAGAUUUAUUUUUUUUGAAAUUUAUGUAAAGAACGCGCACGUCUUCACUUUGUGCAAUUGAAGAAGUUAAUUAGACAAAAAUGAAUUUGAAAAAUUGGAUUUCAUUGUAUGACUCAAUUAUAUACAGUAGUGCAUUAUUUUUAAGUCAUUCACUCAUUAAAAAAAAAAAAAUUGAAAUCGCAUUCUUUUUACUUUACAACGAGUAAUCAAAAUCGUAAAUCAGAAUUUCAAGAUUUUUUUAACUUUUUAUUUAUUAGAAUAAGUAGAUUGAAAAUCUAUGACAAGAUUCUUUUGUUAUUGAAAACACACUAUUUAAGGUAACUUCAACUUCUAUCUUUAUUUGACAAGUUUCAAAUGCAAAAGAAAUUGUUUUUUUGGGCGAAAUAAAUUAAAAUGUAAAAAUAAGGCUGCGCUAAAAAAAACUGUUAUAAGUUUUUCCUAGUAAACAUAUAAUCACAAGGACCACAAGGAUCGCAAGGGCACUGUAUUUCUCUUAAAAUUGAUAUUAAUUAAACCCUCUAAAUGUCUGUAAACACAAUUGCACAAACGGUGUUUUUUUUAUACUUCAAGCAGAUAAAUAAUUUUUUUUUCCAUUUUCUCCUAUGAGAUAAAAAUAAGUGCAUCAUUGACUGCUUG
This is a messenger RNA of Leptopilina heterotoma, 2596 nucleotides long. It is a transcript of the gene Arc42, whose product is annotated as short-chain specific acyl-CoA dehydrogenase, mitochondrial. Gene Ontology annotation, cellular component: mitochondrion. The coding region runs from base 234 to 1451 and encodes 405 amino acids. Gene Ontology annotation, biological process: butyrate catabolic process; fatty acid beta-oxidation using acyl-CoA dehydrogenase. Lineage: Eukaryota; Metazoa; Arthropoda; Insecta; Hymenoptera; Figitidae. Gene Ontology annotation, molecular function: flavin adenine dinucleotide binding. The transcript is spliced from 5 exons. The record is from RefSeq and is a predicted model, not a curated record.